ACAGAUCAGACUGAGAAGGAACUCUUUCACUUUUGGCUUCAAGCAAACAUCGAGAAAACAUGAGUUUUGGAAACAUUGCAAACGUUGAUACUACAGGAGCUUCAUGGCAAACAGCUCAACAGGACAAACUGAACACUUCAGGUGUAAAUGCAUCGCACACAAUGGCAAGAACAGAUGUUGGUCGAAUGGGGAGAUACAGAUCAAUAAUCAACAAUGUAGGAAGAAAAUAUGGAGUUGAUGCCAAUCUUAUUGCUGCCAUCAUCUCCAGAGAGUCCAGAGCAGGAAACACGCUGCAGGAUGGUUGGGGGGACCAUGGAAACGCCUGGGGACUAAUGCAGGUUGACGUUAAUCCAAGAGGAGGUGGACACACUAAACGGGGGGCGUGGAACAGUGAGGAGCAUCUCUGCCAGGCCACAGAGAUCCUUCUUUAUUUCAUUGAUCGGAUCCAGAAGAAAUUCCCUAACUGGAGCAGGGAGCAGCAGCUUAAAGGAGCAAUCGCAGCCUAUAACACGGGGGAUGGAAGAGUCAGUUCAUAUGCGGAUGUGGAUGCUAAGACAACAGGCAAAGACUACUCCAACGACGUUGUUGCCAGGGCUCAGUGGUACCAACAAAAUGGUUUCUGA
Nematolebias whitei (Rio pearlfish) is the source of this 623-nucleotide messenger RNA. Its product is annotated as lysozyme g-like. The record is from RefSeq and is a predicted model, not a curated record. Gene Ontology annotation, biological process: peptidoglycan catabolic process. NCBI's taxonomy places the organism in Eukaryota, Metazoa, Chordata, Actinopteri, Cyprinodontiformes, Rivulidae. The coding region runs from base 60 to 623 and encodes 187 amino acids. The transcript has 5 exons. Gene Ontology annotation, molecular function: lysozyme activity.